AUGCGGUUUUCGGGAAGUGUGGCCAGUGGCUGCUUCAGUCCAGUCACUCCAGAAGCCGUGGUGCGGCCGUUGUCUUCAGUUAUAAAAGGAGAUAUGAAUCUUAUAAGAAUGUUAAAGGGUGAACUAUUAGGCAAGGAUUCAAAUGAGUUUGCAAAAAAGUUUAAGAAGGCAAAGAAUGUGAAUGAGUACAGGGACCUUGUGCUGUAUCUUUUAACGAGGGAUAAAAGAUCUAUAUCGAAUAGGGGGGGAAGAGAAAGUCAUAAUGACUGCAUUCAUAAGGAGAAUGAUGCCCUUGAUGGGCAUUUGUUGCGUAAUUCUGAUAUUAAUUAUGAUUUAGAACUUGCUAGUUCAGAGGAUGAACAACAAGAAGCCAGGAACUUUAUGACCUCACAAUCAGCGUCUCUAAAAAUUAGGUCUGGAACCCUUAGGUCAAAAGACAAAUUGUAUGAAAGGGUUAUAUCAAAUAAGAGAAAAAGAGAGAAAUAUGAUAUCAGUGUGCAUGAUGAUUACGGAGAUAUUGAGGAGAAUGAUGCCCAAUAUGAGCUUUUCUUGUGCAAUCUUGAAGCACAUGAAACGUCUUAUGUAUUCAAGGGUGAGAAAAAUGGUAGUGUUUUCAUUAAAUAUGAAACUGGAGAUAGCGAUUCAGACGAUAGCAAUUCGGAUGAUAUCUUCCCUACACAAAUAGUGAAGGUCAAUCCAGGAAUGCAAUCUAGAUUUAGGAAAAAGCUCAUGCAUGUUCUCAGAAAACCAUAUGAUAGAGAGGAAUUCGACAAGCUUCGGCAAGCCAUCAAAGUACGCAAGCCAGUUGAUUGCCAUCUGGAAUUGCGUUAUGGGAGAGAGAGAGCAUACCCAAAAAAUGAAGUUGGAAAAUCAUAUCUUGAUCGCUAUCCGGAUCUUAAAGAAGCGCUCUUAAGAUGCCAAAGCGACAAACCAAGAUUCUUGAACCUCUUGCGUGGAUUCUUCUUUUGGCUUCAACAUCUAACAAGGGAAGGAGCAUUCCAACCUUGGAAGGACCCACAAUGCCUUGCAAUGGAGCAAAUAUGUCGUUCCCCUCCCCCGCAGGGAAAAAAUUAA
Fraxinus pennsylvanica is the source of this 1074-nucleotide messenger RNA. Lineage: Eukaryota; Viridiplantae; Streptophyta; Magnoliopsida; Lamiales; Oleaceae. The record is from the annotation of a GenBank genome assembly.